Molecule: messenger RNA, 2397 nt
Organism: Rhineura floridana
Lineage: Eukaryota; Metazoa; Chordata; Lepidosauria; Squamata; Rhineuridae
Product: vomeronasal type-2 receptor 26-like
Exons: 5
Coding region: 1-2397 (798 amino acids)
Biological process (GO): G protein-coupled receptor signaling pathway
Cellular component (GO): membrane
Molecular function (GO): G protein-coupled receptor activity
Source: RefSeq, a predicted model, not a curated record
AUGACGAAGAACUACCAGCAUGUCUUAGCCUUAGUUUAUGCAGUGAAGGAGAUAAAUGAAAACCACCAGAUUUUACCUAAUGCCACCAUUGGAUUCCACAUCUAUGAUAGAUAUGGUUCAAGUUGGACUUAUCAUGCCACAAUGAAACUUUUCUCUACCCAGAAUGAGUUCAUCCCCAACUACAAGUGUGGCAUCCAGAACAACAUAAUGUCUGUCAUUGGAGCCCUUUACCCCGAAACCUCCCUCCACAUGGCAAAUAUCUUGGGCAUCUACAAAGUUCCACAGUUCAUGUAUGGCUGUGCUCCAGUUAUAAAUGAUAAUGUUGAAAGUAUUUCCUCCUACCAAAUGGUUCCAAGUGAAGACUACCAAAAUGCAGGGAUAGUCAAACUACUGUUGCACUUCAAGUGGACAUGGGUUGGUAUCAUUGCCAAAGAUAAUGAGAAUGGACAAAGAUUUGUGCAGACCUUACUUGCAGUGUUUCCCAUCCAUGGUAUCUGUGCUGCCUUCUUAGAAAGUGUCAAGACAGUUCACGUCUUGGGUAUGUUCGACAUACUGGAUUCUUUGUUGAAAAUAUAUGGUUUCAUGAAGACCAAUGCCAAUGCAUUAGUUAUCUAUGAGGAUCAUAUACUAUAUUUGAGAAUAUUACUAUAUCUACCAGAAACAGGGUUAGUAACAAUGGCACCUCAAGGUAAAGUGUGGAUUAUGACAGCCCAGAUGGAGCUCACAGCAUUGCCUCUUCAAAAGAGUUGGGAUAUACAAGGCAUCCAUGGUGCUUUGUCCUUCACAAUUCACUCAAGUGAAGUAUUAGGAUUCCAGAAUUUUAUUCAAACUAGAAAUCAUUUACUGAUAAAAGAAGAUGGUUUUAUCAAGGAGUUCUGGGAGCAAGCAUUCACCUGUGCAUUUCCAAAACCUAGCAAAAAACCUGUGGAAAUCUGUACUAUGGAGGAGAAUUUGGAGAGCCUUUCUGGUGCUUUAUUUGAAAUGGGCAUGACUGGGCACAGUUACAGCAUCUACAAUGCUGUAUAUGCUGUGGCCCAUGCUUUACAUGCCAUGCAAUCAAGUCAACUGAAACAGAGAGGAACGAUGAAGGGAGCAAGGCUUGAUCUUCAGAAUCAACAGUCAUGGCAGCUCCACCACUUUCUGAAAAGAGUUUCAUUUAACAACAGUGUCGGGGAGAAGAUUUGCUUCAACCAGAAUGGAGAAUUGCUAUUUGGAUUUGAUAUUGUGAACUGGAUCACUUUCCCAAACCAGUCAUUUCAUAGAGAGAAAAUUGGAAGGCUGGACCCCAGGGCUCCCCCUGACAAAAUGUUAACCAUUCAUGAUGAUGCCAUCUCAUGGCACAGCAGUUUUAAUCAGACAUUUCCUCUCUCUGUGUGUACUGACAGCUGUGAUCCUGGUAACUUCAGGAGAAAACAGGAGCAGAAGGCAUCUUGCUGUUACGAUUGCAUUCCAUGUCCAGAAGGGGAAAUUUCAAACCAGAAUGACAUGGAUGACUGUUUCAGAUGCCCAGAAGAUCAACAUCCAAACAACCACCAGGAUUCUUGUGUUCCCAAGAUAGUAAACUACUUGUCCUAUGAAGAACCUUUGGGGAUCAGUUUAGCCAUAUUGACACUGUCUUUUUCAUUCCUCACAGCUCUGGUGCUAGGAAUAUUUAUAAAGUACCACAACACUCCAAUUGUCAAAGCCAACAAUGAGAACCUCUCCUACAUUCUCCUUGUUUCCCUCCAUUUCUGCUUCCUUUGUGCUUUACUAUUCAUUGGCAAACCUAGGAAGGUGACCUGUCGCCUCCGACAUAUUGCUUUUGGCUUAGUCUUCUCAGUUGCUGUGUCUUGUGUAUUGGCAAAAACCAUCACAGUGGUUUUGGCUUUCAUGGCCACAAAGCCAGGAAGCAGGAUGAGGAAAUGGGUGGGGAAAAGCAUGGCCAAUGCUACUGUUCUUUCUUGCUCUUUCAUUCAGGCAUGCGUUUGUAAUGUAUGGCUGGCAACGUCUCCCCCAUUCCCAGAUGCUGACAUGCACUCAGGGGUGGAAGAAUUUGUCCUGGAAUGUAAUAAAGGUUCUGCAAAUAUGUUUUACUGUGUCCUGGGGUAUAUGGGUUUUCUGGCAAUUAUCAGUUUCACUGUGGCUUUCCUAGCUAGGAAGUUACCUGGCAGUUUCAAUGAAGCCAAAUUCAUCACUUUCAGCAUGUUGGUCUUUUGCAGUGUUUGGCUAUCCUUCAUUCCAACCUACCUCAGCUCAAAUGGAAAAUACAUAGUAGCUGUGGAGAUCUUCUCUAUCAUAGCUUCCAGUGCUGGAUUGCUAUGUUGCAUCUUUAUUCCCAAAUGUUACAUUGUUUUGUUUUGUCCUGAACUAAACAAUAGGGAACAGCUAAUGAGGAGAACUUCUGAAAAACAAAAUUGA